This is a messenger RNA of Lodderomyces parapsilosis, 669 nucleotides long. RefSeq names its product nicotinamidase (gene PNC1). The record is from RefSeq and is a predicted model, not a curated record. The transcript has a single exon. Lineage: Eukaryota; Fungi; Ascomycota; Pichiomycetes; Serinales; Debaryomycetaceae. Bases 1 to 669 code for a protein of 222 amino acids.
AUGACCAAGAGAGCUUUAGUUGUCGUUGACUUGCAAGAGGACUUUCUACCUCCUACUGGAUCGCUAGCAAUUGCAAAUGGACGAUCAAUUGUUGAUCCCAUCGUCGAGCUAAUUACUGAACCACAAUUAAAACAAUGGUCAUUAGUUAUCGCAACUCAGGACUGGCACCCAUCGAAUCAUACGUCGUUUGCUUCGCAACAUGGUGUAAAACCAUUUACUGAGUUGAAGUUUAAGCAUCCAUCCACUGACCAAGUCAAGAAGCAGUUUGUGUGGCCAGAUCAUUGUGUUCAGGAAACGCCUGGUGCCGAGUUAGAGCAGAGGUUUGCAAAAGCAUUUGAUGCAAUUGAAGGUGUACCCACAGCUAACGUCAAAAAGGGUUACUUGCAAGAUCGUGAGUACUACUCGUGUUUCCAAGAUACGUGGGGGUUGCAUCACACAGAAAUGAAGCAAACGCUCCUUGAUCAUGCCAUUGAGGAAGUUAUAUUUGUUGGACUUGCUUUUGACUAUUGUGUACUAAACUCCGCAAUUGACUCAGCAAAACUGUUCAAGACAUACGUGGCGAAGGGUUUGAGUAAGAGUGUUUCACCUGACAAUGACGAAAAAACAGAGGAAAUUUACCGAAAUGAAGGAGUGAUUGUCGUCAACGAUGUAUUGGAUAUAACGAGCUAA